This is a messenger RNA of Parascedosporium putredinis, 639 nucleotides long. Lineage: Eukaryota; Fungi; Ascomycota; Sordariomycetes; Microascales; Microascaceae. The record is from the annotation of a GenBank genome assembly.
AUGGCCAACGACGAAUAUGAUGUGAGACCCCACUUGGUGUUGAUCGGAGACUCUGGUGUCGGAAAGUCUAACCUGUUGAGUCGAUUCACCCGUAACGAGUUCAACCUCGACUCCAAGUCUACCAUCGGCGUCGAGUUUGCCACGCGAUCCAUCCAGGUCGACGCAAAGACCAUCAAGGCCCAAAUUUGGGAUACCGCCGGCCAAGAGCGAUACAGGGCCAUCACCUCGGCCUACUACCGUGGUGCCGUGGGCGCGCUGCUCGUUUACGAUAUCAGCAAGCACCAAACAUACGAGAAUGUUACUAGAUGGUUGAAGGAGCUCAGGGAUCACGCCGACGCCAACAUCGUCAUCAUGUUGGUCGGAAACAAGAGCGAUUUGAGGCAUCUACGAGCCGUACCCACGGACGAGGCCAAGGCCUUUGCCAGCGAAAACCACCUCUCCUUCAUUGAGACUUCGGCCCUCGAUGCUAGCAAUGUCGAGCUUGCAUUCCAAAACAUUCUCACCGAAAUCUACAGGAUUGUGUCAAGCAAGGCCCUCGACAGCGGCGACGGCGCUCAGGCGACCAUCGGAGCGGGCACCAACAUCUCUCUCAGCAAGCCGGCCGAGGACGGUGCCUCCAAGGGAGGAAAGUGCUGUUAA